CCUGAUUGGCCAGAAGCCUCUGACGUCAGGUUUCAGGAAUAAGGAAGUCCCCAUCACUGUCACUAGCGGGAAAUUUGGAAGUUGUAGUUCAGUGAAAUGUCUGAAAGUUAUUUGAAGUCCAAACUGAAGAGGAAGAAACUCUCUGUGGAAGAGAACCAGGCGGAACCAUCCUCAAGGGGAACCCUGAACACGAGACACACGACAGCGUUCGCCAGAGACGGUCCAACAGAACCAGAGAGGUCAGCAGUGUGGUGGGACAGAGAGCAGCUGCCUGCCGUGGAGACUCUGUGGGCGCUGACGCUGAAGACCGCUCUGCCGUACCUGGAGAACCAAGUUCCUGAUCUUCCACAGCCGUGUACAGCGAGACCCAUCGCACUGAAGCUGGAUGAACAGCGAUGGUGUGACCUCAGUGAAAAGGUCGCUUCCUUCCCUGAAACUUCUCAGAGGACUUCAUCCAGUCCAAAUCCUCUCAGGCACAGCUCCUCCCAGCAAGACCUUUCAGUAGAGACCAAACCUGAACCGGACCCACCUGACAGACAUGUGUCCGCUCACAGCAGGCAAAGCCAGAACGGCAAGACAGCAUCCAUUCAAGCCCUCACUAAAAGACCACAGCCUUCCCUCUACAGCUGGGAGGGAGCAGCAGCAGCAUCAGCAGGACCGUCAAGUGUACGGGUAGAAGAGGAGAGGAAAGGGAAAGAGACUGGACCAGACAACAGACAGAUUCUCACCAGCCAGGGGAGGGCGUCUGACAGGCGAGAUGAAAAUAACGAGGAAGAGGAGGUGCAGACGAGCGUCAGAGGAGAUGGAGAAGCAGCAGGAGGAGUAGGCCUGCAGAGCUGCCCCAUGUGCCUGCUGGUGUUCCCUGCUGGGUUCACCCAGAUGGACUGCGACGGCCACCUGGCCCAGUGUCUGUCAGAGGUGAAUGUGGAUAUGACCUGGUGAGUCGAACAGGAUGCUGGCCGCCGUCCAGGAGCUCCGAGCAGCCCAGAUGUCCCACACACUCCACGAUCCUAUCACACGGAGAGGGGACACACCCAGAGAGCUGCUCGUACAGACAACACUCAGUGUUCAUGGAAACGGACUCAGAGACUGUGUUUAGACCUCAAGGUGAGGAAAGCCGGACAUUCACCUCUUGGAGAAAAACAUGUCCGGUGUUUGUCAGGAGGAGGCAGAGCAGCUGAUCAGAAACAACAACACAAACAUCAGAAGACUAAAAAUCCACAUGGACGUAUUAUGAUCAUGUGAUCACAUUGUGUUGUAACUGAAUGAUUUCAAGCACGUGGAGGUCUCAUGUAACACUGCAUUCAAAAUCAGUGUGGUUAUUUUACAGAUAUUUCCUGUUUUUUUUCUCUCCUGUUGUUAUUAUUAUAUUACUAAUCCUUAAAAAAUAUAAAUAAAAAUAUUGUAUAUUGUAUUUUUUUUUAUCUGAUAUUUUUGGGCUUUUGAACCUCUGAGCCCCUGCACAGCAACAUUUUAAUGACUCGAGUGUUUGCCGCCUUCUAUUGAAUCAAACGUGACGCUGCAACUUUUACUCAUCUCAUAUUUUCUGUUGAACUCUUUCAUUGUAUUAAAAAGUCAUUCGUUCAUUCUGCCUGGUUCAUGUUCCAUGUAAAACACUUUGAACCGCCUUGUUGUUAAAGCACACUGUCGUUUGUAAGUAAAUCCAGCACAUAACAAACGUGUUACUGACUUCCCUCCAAAUCUGCUUGGUGAGAUGCGCACUGCACUGUGGCUGAGCUGAUGA
Messenger RNA from Larimichthys crocea (large yellow croaker), 1744 nucleotides. Its product is annotated as FA core complex associated protein 20. Lineage: Eukaryota; Metazoa; Chordata; Actinopteri; Sciaenidae. The transcript has 4 exons. Gene Ontology annotation, molecular function: ubiquitin binding. Gene Ontology annotation, cellular component: Fanconi anaemia nuclear complex. The record is from RefSeq and is a predicted model, not a curated record. Bases 97 to 942 code for a protein of 281 amino acids.